AUGGAAUAUAACGUUAUACGACUCGAUGCAGCGGCGUCAUCCGAGCACCUCCAGGCGCUGGAGGAGGUCAAGGAUUUUCGCACCACUGAUUUAGGUCGCGGAGGAAAAGACCGAUGGACAUACCGGCUCCUUCCAGAGAGUGCACUUGACGCUGAAUUACGGCGAAGGUCAAAUGCGCACUCGUCAAGGUUUGUCGAUAGCAUCACCUUCCAACCUUGCGCCGCCCACUCGUCCCCGAAUCAAGACCGCUACAGUAUAGAAGAAUGGGACAUGCACGGUGGAAUAUGGCGCUUCAGUGCCAUAUAUGACGGUCAUUGCGGACUGGAUACUGUCAAUUUCGUUCACGGGAAGUUACCAAACAUGAUCAGGACGUCGCUUGGAGCACUACUCAACAAGUCUCAGAGCUCUGCGCUUGCUCCAGAGCUGGUCUCGGAAACUAUUUCUCAUGCAAUCCAACAUCUAGAUAACUCCAUUCGUGCAGACCUCUUCGAUCUUCUCCCUUGUGAUCAGCUGGAGAGUAUGAGUGACUUCGAAUUCCACUGCCUUAUCAAGCAACAGAGUUGCCGUUGGACGACGAUAUCUGCACAGUGCACGCAAGGCUCUACUAUUAUCCUUGCACUGUCAGAUCCUCAAAAAAGGAACCUCUGGGUAGCCAAUUUGGGUGAUUCACAGGCAGUCAUAGUUCAGAAAGAAGCAGACUGGACAGGAGCCAUCCUCAACUCCCUACACAAUUGUGAUAAUCCCGCCGAAUUCCAGCGUAUUUUGCGCGAACACCCAGGGGAGAGGGAAUGCAUUUGGGACAACAGAGUAAUUGGUUAUCUGGCUCCUACCCGAGCCGUCGGGGAUACCUGGCUGAAAGUGCCUUCCAUCUAUACCCAUCGGGCGUUUGGGAAACACAACCCAAACUGCAUCUCACUUCCCUUGCUUGCUGAAUAUGCGACUCGUAUUCUGAGUCCCCCAUAUGUUUCCAAUGUCCCUGACAUGUAUCAUCUUACGCUGGAUGGCAGCCGGGAUACUUUUCUCAUCCUAUGCUCUGAUGGGCUCCUAGAUUUGUAUGGGAGUUCGAGAGAACAUUCAUCAGCGCAAGUAUUAGCCAAUAAGUGGGCCAAGAUAGUUGGUCUGUCAGCAAGGCACGGUGACGCAGGAAACACGAACUUAGCCUUCCGUCUUUUGCGCGAUGCGAUCGGGGGUAGUGACGCCGCUUUAGCCUCUCAGAAUUUGACAUUAGAAAUGGAUGAGAAGUGGCUAGAUGACGUCACGAUCUUGGUACAACGUCUCAUUGGAUAG
Messenger RNA from Pisolithus orientalis, 1287 nucleotides. RefSeq names its product phosphatase 2C-like domain-containing protein. NCBI's taxonomy places the organism in Eukaryota, Fungi, Basidiomycota, Agaricomycetes, Boletales, Pisolithaceae. Bases 1 to 1287 code for a protein of 428 amino acids. The record is from RefSeq and is a predicted model, not a curated record. The transcript is spliced from 4 exons. Gene Ontology annotation, molecular function: protein serine/threonine phosphatase activity. Gene Ontology annotation, biological process: protein dephosphorylation.